Molecule: messenger RNA, 6567 nt
Organism: Coregonus clupeaformis (lake whitefish)
Lineage: Eukaryota; Metazoa; Chordata; Actinopteri; Salmoniformes; Salmonidae
Product: inactive ubiquitin carboxyl-terminal hydrolase 54
Exons: 19
Coding region: 354-3935 (1193 amino acids)
Biological process (GO): protein deubiquitination
Molecular function (GO): cysteine-type deubiquitinase activity
Source: RefSeq, a predicted model, not a curated record
ACUUGAUGGAAGGUUGGAUUGAGCGCCUCUCCUCUCCUCCCUCUCCUCUCCCUCUUCUUUUUACCGGGACAGCACGAGACUGGAACGGGACACUAACGGGACCCGAGGCAGAGUGAGAGAAGAGAAGAAUCAGGAGACAGAAUAUCGGCAGAAGUAAAGGACUGCAGACACCUGCCAGUCAAGACUUACCUGAAAGAGACCACAGCACUCUCUCCCUCUUUUUACCUCUUCUCUUUAUUUCUCUCUCAAUCCCGCUCUCUCUCUAAUGGGAGUAACUUAGAACAUGUUGUUCCAUCUCAUGCCCCGCCCCCUCCCUGUGUUUCCGUGGUGAUGGAAGCGCCCAGCAGGAAGUGAUGUCGUGGAAGAGGAACUACUUUGCGUCGGGCGGUGGCAGCGGAAGUCCCGGUGGAGGUCUACAGGGCCUGAUCACGACCCCGCGGACUAUGGCCUCCUUUGCCCCGAGUAAAGGACUCAGCAACGAACCUGGACAGAACAGCUGCUUUCUAAACAGUGCCCUGCAGGUUCUGUGGCAUCUGGAUAUCUUCCGUAGAAGUUUCCGGCAGCUGACCACUCACAAGUGUAUGGAAGACUCUUGCAUCUUCUGUGCCCUCAAGAGUAUCUUUGCCCAAUUCCAGUUCAGCAGUGAGCGUGUGUUACCGUCGGACGUGUUGCGGAGUGCGCUGGCCAAGACCUUCCAGGACGAACAGCGUUUCCAGCUGGGGAUCAUGGACGACGCAGCAGAAUGCUUCGAGAACCUGCUGAUGCGUAUCCAUUUCCACAUCAGCGCCGAGACCAGAGAGGACAUCUGUACAGCUGAACACUGUAUACCACACCAGAAGUUCGCCAUGACGCUGUUCGAACAGUGUGUCUGUAAUAGUUGUGGAGCCACGUCGGACCCCCUUCCCUUCAUUCAGAUGGUUCACUAUAUCUCUACCACGUCCCUCUGUAACCAGGCUGUGAGGAUGUUAGAGUGCAGAGAGAAGCCCACGCCCGACAUGUUUGGAGAGCUGCUCCGCAACGCCAGCAACAUGGGAGACCUACGCAACUGCCCGAGUAACUGUGGGGAGGUGUUGCGUAUCCGCCGUGUGUUGAUGAACUCUCCAGAGAUAGUGUCCAUCGGCCUGGUCUGGGAUUCAGACCACUCGGACCUGGCUGAGGACGUCAUUCACAGCCUGGGCACCUGUCUACGCCUGGGGGAUUUGUUCUACCGUGUGACAGAGGAGAGGGCUCGUCAGGCUGAGCUGUACCUGGUUGGUAUGGUGUGCUACUAUGGUAAACACUACUCCACAUUCUUCUUCCAGACUAAGAUACGCAAGUGGAUGUACUUCGACGACGCUCAUGUCAAAGAGAUCGGUCCUAAGUGGAAGGAUGUGGUGGCGCGGUGUAUAAAGGGUCACUACCAGCCUCUAUUGCUGCUCUAUGCUGACCCCCGAGGGACGCCGGUGGUAUCGCAAGACAACCCCUCCUCUAACCCCCAGCUGGACCUGCACUGCAGCAAGGCUGGCUAUGACAGCGAGGACUCUGGGCGGGAGCCCUCCAUAUCCAGUGAUACCCGUACAGAUUCCUCAGACAGCUCCAGCCACCGAGCAUCUCGAAAUCGCUCUCUCCACCAGUCAACAGGCAGCCACCUGUCCAAUGAUUCGCAGACCACCGUGGUCGGUAACCAUGACAGCGGCACUCCUGUACACAGUGCAGACGCAACAGACUCAGUAGCAGAGGCUCCCCCCCGUCCACCCUCCCCGACCCUGCAGCAGGGGGACUAUAAAGAGACAGCUGUGUUCCUCCUCUCCUCUCGUCGUCCCAUGUCGUCGUGCUCUUCCUCCCAUGCCGCCUCCUUUACCUGUUCCUCCUAUCCCGUCUCCUCCUCCUCUUCCUCCCGUCCCAUGUCCUCUUCCUCUUCCUCGGGUAUAGGGGGGUCUGUGCUGGGAUCUGAGGCAGGGGCCGUGGGGCCUCACUGGGAGGAUGAGAGCACUAGCAGCGAGUCCAAGUCUAGUUCUUCUGGUGGUCGAUGUUAUCGGCCGGCCUGGAGGCCACGGAGGGAGGCCCUGAACAUCGACAGCAUCUUUACCCGCCAGAGAGGCUCUCCGCUGGGCUACAGCACCCUGCCCGGGCCCGGUCUACCUCCAAAGCUCCAUCAACACUGUCCAACUAACAUGCCUGAUCUGCAAGGGGCAGGAGAGGUGGCCUGGGGUGUAGGGGGCUUGGGGGGAGACACUGAGGGGGUGGCUGGGGUGGCAGGGAAGCCUGGGUUGCUAGGCAACGGUACGGACUGCCCCCCUCCUCCUCCCCUGUUGAGAGGGGCGGAGCUUCAGCCUUGUCUGAUCCAGAGAAUGGAGAGUGGCUACGAGAGCAGCGAGAGGAACAGCAGCAGCCCUGACAGGGAGGUAGGUCAGAAGCGUGUGUUGAUGUCUGGUCCAUCGUGGCGCUCGGUGCCCAAGUCUAAGAGCACCAGUGCCAUCCUGCAGGAGCUGCCAGCACCUAGCUGGGGCAGGAACAACAACCUGGGCGCUGGCCGUAGCGAGCUGGAUGAGCUUCAGGAGGAGGUGGCGAGGAGAGCGAGGCAGCAGGAGCAGCAGAGGAGGAAAGAGGCAGAGAGAGAAGCUGCCCUGGGCUUCAACCCCAGACCCUCUAAAUACAUGGACUUAGACCAGCUGCAACACCAGGCUGUGCUCAGCCCCUUGCAUGAGGCUAAUGCUCAUAGUGGAUUGGCUGUAGCUGCGUGCAUGAGGAGCACUUGGGAACCAAUCACACAGGAUUUGGAGCAGGAGACAAGAAGCGCCCGUCCACAGGGGCAUCUCAGUGAACAGCCUGGCCCGCUCCAAGUACUGCUGACGCCCAAUCAGGAGGGGGAAGAGGUCCGGCCAGCCUACCAGGAUGCAGCCCUGGGCCCUGGCCAGCCCUCUCUCUCCUAUAGACCCUCCCCCAACCUUAUCCCUUUCCACUCAUCCCUCCAACCCCCUCCCACCAACAACCCCCCAGCACAGGUUGAGGAGGGGAGAGAACAGGUCAGGAGGGAGGAGGAUGGGGGGAUGAGUGAGGUCAGGGGACAGGGACUGAGGAAAGUUGAGGAGGGGGAGCGGGUGAGGAGGGGUGAGGAAAGACAGGGGAUGAGGCUGGAAGAGUUGUUACAGGUUGGGGGUGUGUGUGUGAGACCUCUAGGCAGACACCUGGCCAUCUCUCUUCCCUCUCUACCUCUCAGACUCUGGGAUAUAUCAGACACACACACUACCCCCUCACACACAUAUUCACACUCUGACUCCCAACACACACAACCUCCACCCCCACAUUCAAACCCUGACUCCUCACACAUAUAUACAAACCCUGAGCCCCCACACAAACAGUCUGACCCUACACCCACCCCCCCCUCAUCCCGCAGUCAGCCCCACCCCUCUCCCCCCACCGUCUCUUCUGAUUGGCCCAAUCAAGGUUCUGCCUCCAACACCAUCACAAGUCAUUGGUCCUCCUGGAGCUUGGACCGCCCAGAUGCCGUGGUUACGCCAUAUGACACACCUCCAGACUGCUGCCUCCCCAUUAAGGCACACCUCUCCCACCGAAAAUACAACUCCCAGCCUGCCCCUGGGCAGCAUGACACCUGUGACCCUGAGGAGGCGGAGUUAUCAGAGCUGGACUUCCUGUACCGGGCCAGCCUCCAGGCAGGAAGUAGAGGUGGCAGCCCGGCCGGGAGGCUGCAGUGUGGGGUAAGAGGGCCAGCCCGCUCCCUCACUCCCAACACCAACAUGGAGAGGAGUGUGUACCGGACUGACAGCAACAGCACAAUUGUCCGCAGUCUGAGCGGCACAGUCAUCAACCCGCGUCGCCAUCGUCUCACUGCAGCACGCAGCUUUGAGAUGCCCAAUGGCGUGGGGAGUUUCUGGUGUCUGAUGGGGGUGAAGCUGACUUCAGACCACUUAAGACAGUGGUCUUCAGACCACUGACCUGCCUCCAUAUGCAUCUACGCUACAGGAACCUCCUAGGGCAGCUCUCUGGGCUCCUAACCCUCCACACUGCUACAGGCACCUCCCAGGGCAGCUUGAUGGGGUCCUUACCCUCCACACCAUUACAGGAAACUCGUAGGGCAGCUCUCUGGGGUCCUAACCCUCCACACCGCUACAAGCACAUCCCAGGUUGGACCUCUAGGGUCCUAACCCUCCACACUGCUACAGGCACAUCCCAGGGCAGCCUUCUAGGGUCCUAACCCUCCACAGUGCUACAGGCACCUCCCAGGGCAGCUCUCUGGGAUCCUAACCCUCCACACCGCUAAAGGCACCUCCCAGGACAGCUCUUUGCGGUCCUUACCCUCCACACCGCUACAGGCAGCUCCUAGGGCAGACAUCCGGAGUCCUAACCCUCCACACCGCUUCCAAGGCAGCCCUGCACCUCACCCACCGCCACAAUAGGGGGUUGGUCUAGGACCCCCCAACCUCAAACACACACCUCUCCCCACGUCCGUCCCUCAGUGGUCUACUAACCUCCCUCUAUCCCCAUCUCGCGCCCUCCGCCCUUCUUCAACUAUUCAGUCUAUGCAGUCAUUCUCAGUCCCCCUUAGCAGGAAUUACUCUGAAACCCAAAACAACAAACUCACCUAAUUACUCUUCUAGCUAGCUAGCUUGUGACUUGCUAGCCUGUUAGCCUCCUAAUAUAGUCAGACUCUGAACGUUAUCCUGCUAGCCUGCCCCUCUUUGGGUCUAUAAAGGAGGGAGUAGAUUAGCUAGCCUGGUUUAGCCUCUGAUCUCCCUGCUUUAUCUGCCUCAAUCAGAGGUUGCUCUGGAACCUUUAGGUGACUGAAAGAUCCACAGGGGGUUACUGAUAAGCCACGGCUUCUUCCUUUUUCUUCAUGGGCAUUUCCUGUCUGAUGACAGCACAGCACACCUGGAUAUGUUGUUUCCACAGGAACCCCAGGACUAGUGCGUACGUGCCUACAUAGCUACGUAUAGACUGAACUCUAAUAAUAACUAAAGUCAUGUACAGAAAAACGAUAUAUGAAACCUGUAUGUUAUUAAGACCUUAUGGAAUGUUCAUAUUAAUAAUGAUAAUAAUGAAGAUAUUGAUAACUUUAGUGGUGACUCCUGGUCCUGAAUUGAGUGACCUUCACAAGUGUCCAGCUGGAGGUCACCUGACUGACCGUUGUAAUGGCUAACGCUGCUCUCCCAUUUCUAUCGGGAGAAACUACCUUUUAUUUUUUUUGCACACCUGAUGUAACGUGAGAGAGAGCUAUGAUAGAGGUAGGGUAAUGGAACUAAAUUGUAAUUUGGGAAGGGUAUUUGUUGAAGGGUACUUAGGAAAGUGUACUAGCUUAAUGGUACUUGCUGAAGUGUACUUGAUGAAGGGUAAAUGUAAUCUAAUUUAUUUGAGGCCUCAGGUUAACAUGAUUGGUUCUUAGUUACUGAGAUUCUUUAUCUUCUGGACCUUUCAGUUCAGCUCUGACCCUGAUGUUACUCAGAUAUGAAUGGUGAAACACUAUAUUAUAAAUAUACUUUAUAUGUACUGUAUGUAUUAGAGAUAUAUUUUAAGGCCAUGACAUGAUAUACUUUUAUCAUGGAAAUGUCUCUCAUCCUCCAGUUAUAACAGGGUUAGUAAGUAACACAUUUUAUUUAUCUGACUUACCCCUAACUGAAUAACACUGACAUGUCUUGAAAAUGUUACGAUAUGAUUUAACCUACUGAACAUGUUAUGACAUAAUAUGUACAUAUAAUAUGUAUGUACAGUACAUACAUAAUAAGUACAUACAUUUAAUACAUUAUAACUAAUCCCUAUUUGGAGACCAAUGGCCCAGUGCAGAAUGAGAUCUAGACAGAACUGAUACAUGAUUGUUGUAUUUAAACCAAAGGUUGGCACUUAGACAAAGACACAGAUCUGUCUUUAACAUUGUGAUUUAAAAAAAAAUGUAUUUAUUAAUUUGUUUAUUUUGUUGCUGUUUGUGUUGUGGAUGUUGGAGAAUGUAGCCAACUGUAGCGCAUGAGUCUGCUAUGCAAAUCAACCUUCCCUCCUGACCCUUGACCUCUGACCUGACAGGCAGGAAGUGGACACGCCCACGAACGGACGCUUUAUUUACGAAAUUAAGUAAAGAAGAUACGUGAUUAAAUGCUGCUGUUGAACUCUGUAGUAAGUCAUAGGCUCGAUCUCAAAUGGCACCCAACUCCCUAUGUAGUACACACCAAUUUUGGCUAGAGCCCUACAUAGGGAAUAGGGUGUGAUUUCCGAUUUGUGCCAUAUACAUACAUAGUACUGAAGUGGUUCACUAUGUAGUAAGAAGGCAUACUGUGUAUACUAUGCUUGGAACAGCCAAUGGAAAUUCAAUGCAAAGAGAGAGAGGAAGAAAGAGCGACGAUGAAUGAAAGAAAGGAUGAAGUAGAGAGGAGAUAAAAGUAUGUCCUGUGUGUGAAAUAGAGAUGAAGUGAGGAUGAAAGAGGGCUAGGAGUCGUUUUUAGAGAGAGAGAUGUGUUUGUUUGUGUGUGUGUGUGUGUGUUGGUACUGGGUAUCAUUGCUUGGCGAACGAGGGAAAGAGGGAUCCUGUAUUUUUGCAAUAAAGUUAUUACCACUGCUCUCUUACUGGGGCGUAAUCACUCA